Molecule: messenger RNA, 902 nt
Organism: Serpula lacrymans var. lacrymans S7.9
Lineage: Eukaryota; Fungi; Basidiomycota; Agaricomycetes; Boletales; Serpulaceae
Exons: 3
Coding region: 49-471 (140 amino acids)
Source: RefSeq, a predicted model, not a curated record
GAGAGUUGCUACGUUAGAAAUCUUUAUUUUUUACUCCCGGCACCCACCAUGCCCAAGAAAAAAUGCAGCAAAUGCUCUCAGGGAGACUCGACACCAAUGAUGCGCUGUUCCAAGUGCAAGAACCGGCUUUAUUGCUCUAAGGAAUGUCAAAUUGCCGAUUGGUUUUCGCAUAAAGAACAUUGCGCAAGUGCCCCGAGCGCUCAGAACACGAACGUGACCGGCAUCGUCAUAGCAUGCAACAAAGACAGAGUACACAACCCCAUCUUCCAAUCGACAGUCAUUGAACCGACGCACCAAAUCCAUAGCCUCGGAAUUGAGUGCCCUCUGUUCAACCAAGUCGGCUUUCCUAUCGUGAUGUAUCGUCAUAUUCGCCAAAAUUCCUUAACCAUGCAUCGCGAUCCCGGUCUGGACAACCAAAUAGCUACAUACCUCAUGAUUGAGCCGACCAAUGGGUUUGCCACCCCCGAGUAAGAUGUCUCAUUGUUUUAGAAUCGGUACUUCCGAAUCUUGACACAGCGAAAGGUGGCAGCAAUGUAUCGGGGCGGUUACAGUCAUGCGCCGAGAUGGAAAACCACUGACAUUAGAAGCAGUGGAGACCAUCUGGAUGUUCGCGGACCGUGUGCUUGACCUUUUUGGUAUCGAUCAUACCCCGCCCGCUCGCACAAUGACUCCACAGGGAUUCCAUUGUUUCUGUCAGGAAUAUAAAGAUGGGAGGUUGUUGAAUGGGUACGACAAUUUCAGAGAUAUGCCUGUGCCUCUUUGAGAAGCGGCGUUGCGAGUGGAUGCUAGCAGACAAGGCGAGAAACGUAUUCUCUGAUGUAUUUGUAACGUACCAUCACUUGUACGAUUAAUGUUUGUAUUGAGCGGACUCCAGGAAUAUGGAUAUGACUUGUGAACCGUUG